Molecule: messenger RNA, 1890 nt
Organism: Populus nigra (black poplar)
Lineage: Eukaryota; Viridiplantae; Streptophyta; Magnoliopsida; Malpighiales; Salicaceae
Exons: 15
Coding region: 49-1599 (516 amino acids)
Biological process (GO): RNA processing
Molecular function (GO): RNA methyltransferase activity
Source: RefSeq, a predicted model, not a curated record
UUCCCGCCAUCCGGAAUACCUUCACUUCACUCACCGUCGAUUUCACAAAUGCCUCUGUGCCUCCUCCCUAACCGCCUGUUACCUUUACCUUCCUGUCCUCUCAUCACCUGCCUCGCGUCCCCAGCGGCACUCCGUUCCUCUCCCUCCUCGCCACCACCAGCACUCCCUAACCUCCUCAACAACACAACCCCCGUCCCCUCCCUAUCCUGCGCCCUCCAGUGUCCUCACUUCCAAUCCUGCUCUGGUUGCACGCAUGAACUCAAUCUCCACCGUCCGAUUAUCGUCGACGAGGCUGAUCAAUUUUUUAAGAGUCUAGGAGUUUCAGAUUUCGAUUUUGAUAGCAGUAGACUGUGGGGAUGGAGGACUCGGGCAAAACUGGCCGUUCGUGGUUCCUCGAUGAAGCCGCUGAUUGGGCUUUAUGAAGAAGGCACUCAUAACGUAGUGGACAUCCCCCAUUGUAAAGCUCAUCAUCCGAAUAUUAAUGCGGCCGUUGAACUGCUGAGACAAGGUGUUACUAAGUUGAAUAUCGAGCCAUACGAUGAAGAUGAGGGGACAGGCGAAUUGCGAUAUGUUCAGAUGGCCGUGACGACUUACAAUACGUCUCUUCCUGCCCCAGAGAGAUAUAAAAAUGGUAAGGUGCAGGUCUCCUUAGUUUGGAAUUCGAGAAAUGAGAAUUCUCAUAAUUUUGAAAAAUUAAAUGCCUUGGCUAAUUUUUUAUGGAGGAAUGGUGGACCAAAGAGUGACGUCAGGUUUAUUCACUCUGUAUGGGCUAACUUUCAGACAUCAACAAACAAUAUUAUUUUUGGCAAUAGAUGGAGGCAUCUUUUAGGAGAAAGUGGCUUUUGGGAACACGUAGGAGGAAUUGAUAUUUCCUUGUCUCCGUCCAGUUUUGGACAAGCAAACACUCGGGCUUUUGAUAACCUGCUGCGGAGGUUACAAAAAUAUGUUCCGUAUGGAGCAUCUGUCACUGAUUUGUAUGCAGGAGCUGGUGCAAUUGGAUUAUCAUUGGCAGCCACUAGGAAAUGCAGAUCUGUUAAAUGUGUUGAGGUUAACAAAGAGUCAAAGCUGUCUUUUGAGAAGACUGUUGAACGCCUUCCAAACUAUGUAGAUAGCAGCAUUAGUUGGCAUCAUGCAGACACUUCAGUUGAACCUCUUUCUUGGCUCAUGGGGUCAGAAGUAGUCGUUGUAGAUCCUCCUAGAAAGGGACUCGAUGCAUCUCUUCUUGAUGUAUUACGGACAAUAUCGUCACUGGAGCGCAAAGCUAAAUCAGCACCUGAGAGCUCUUAUUCAAAAGUCAAAGAUGAGAAAAGACCAUGGGUGUUACGUGCAAUGAAAGAUUCAGUUCAAAUUGGAAGCAAGCCAGCUCUUGAGGGCUCAGAAUCACUGCCUCAAACACUUAUUUAUAUAAGCUGUGGAUGGGAAAGCUUCAAAGAGGAUUGCAAGUCAUUGUUAUCUAGUAAGAAAUGGCGUCUGGAAAAGGCUCAUGGUUUUAACUUCUUUCCUGGCACCCAAAGCAUCGAAGUUUUAGCUGUGUUCAAGAGGGGCCAACGAGCAGGUCUCAAGAAAAAGAAAUCCGGGAAGAAGAAAAAACGCUUAUGAGGGAAACAUCCAUUAAUUUAAAAUGAAUUUACCCACAGAAUGUAUGCUUGUGAAGGUGAAGAGAAACCUCGAGGUGCAAACUACAGGUAAUUAGAACAUGUGAGAGAUGGCUAAGAGGAAAUUUAUCAGAGGCCUCAGCUUUAUUUUCUGCUCUUGAGUGGAAAAGGAAUGAGGUGUAAAAGAAUGACGAGAAAUUGCAUCACUUUUGUAUCCCCUUAUCUCCUCUAGAAUUUUAUUAGAGAAUGUAAAACUCAGAGCAAAAUUAUGAUUCAGGCAGAAAAAAUUUUGUUA